AUGACCGCGACCACGAACAGCUCGCCCAGCCCGGCGCCCUCGAGCCGGUCGCUGACCGCCUACUCCUGCCCACCCUCGACGAGCCGGGGCACCUCGCCGGCAGCAGCCAGGACGCGCAAGCUCUCGGCGACCAACCCGCCCCCGGCGAUCCUGCCCAAGCUGUCGGCCAAGCUGCCCAGCCGGCUCAAGCGCCCCAGUCUGCACCACGCACCCGCCACACCAGCGCCCCUGCCCGUCCCGCCCUCGCCCUCCCAUCCCUCGCCCCCCUUCAGACAGACCCUCCAUGCCUCGCUCUCCCAGGACGGCCUCGACAGCGGCCAGCGCAGACUCAACCAGUAUCUGCUCCUCAAGACCAUCGGCAGAGGCUCCUUCGGCUCCGUCGAACUCGCCCAGGAUACCAGCAUCGUCGGCCCCGACGCUGCCCCCGGAAAGGCCCUCUAUGCGAUCAAGGAGUACUCCAAGUCCCGCAUGCGCAAGCGCGCUAGGAUCCUCAACCAUCGCUCUAGGAUCAUGUCCCGCUCCGCCAGCUCGAAUCAGUCGCCUACGCAGCCCACCCGACUCCUCUCCGAAUCCUCUGAGGGCAUCCUGCUCGUCAAGGAAGAAGUGGCCAUCAUGAAGAAACUCUCCCAUCCGAACAUCGUCUCCCUGCUCGAAGUCAUCGACACCGACCAGGACAGUCUCUUCUUCGUGCUUGAACUGUGUCCAUACGGCCCCGUCAUGCAGAUCCAGCCCAACGAGAGCACACCGCCGCUCUCAGAAGGAAGCGCACGGAACGUGUUCCGCCAGAUGAUCCUGGGCAUCGAGUAUCUGCACUUCAACCAGGUCAUCCAUCGCGACAUCAAGCCCGACAACAUCCUCUACUUCGACAACCCCGCUCUCCGCCCCGACCCGCUCUGCAAGAUCGUCGACUUCGGCGUCAGCGAAUCCUUCGCUAAGCCUGGAGAUGAUAUGAUGCAUAAGUCGGCUGGGUCGCCUGCGUUCCUGGCCCCAGAAGUAUGCAUGGGAAUUGGAGAAGGGGUGCAUGGAAGGAUCGCCGACAUCUGGGCCAUGGGCAUCACGCUGUACGCUUUAGUGUGUGGGAAGUUGCCGUUCGAAGGGCACAACCAGAUCGUGCUGUGCGAGAAGAUCAUGAACGACGCGCCUGAGUUCCCGAGUCAUCUGAGCGGCUCGCUGGUCGAGCUUCUGCGAAGCUUGCUGACCAAGACGCCCCACCAACGGAUCCAGAUGGACGAGCUGCGGAUAGCGAAGUGGGUGACGGAGGAAGGUAGGCAGCCGAUGACGAUGCCAGCGUCAGACCUGACGCCGAUCCAGCCGCCAACAGAGCGCGAGAUCAUGGAUGCGUUCAAGAGCCUGAAGACGAUAGCGACGAUGUUCAAAGCGAUCGGGAAGUUCCGAGCGAGCAAGCGGCGGAGCCGGACGAGCCAGGUGACCGACGACGUCUCGGAGUCGUUGGGGAGCUCGCCGAGCGGGACGAGUCGGCCGGGGUCGCCAUCGAGCUACACCGACCAGCUCGUCGACUCCCCGCUCAGCUCGCUCACCUUCUCGCCCCGCCCCAGAGCCCCCUCCAUCCGCACACGCACCGCCCCCGACCUCGCUACUCGAGGACUUGCUCAGAUCAUCCAACGAACUCUCGAUAUCAUGCCGACCAACGCGGCCUCCGGCUCAUGGUGCACCAUCAAUCUCAUCGACCGACCAACAGCUGGAACGGCAACUCCCUGCAAAGAAUACAAGCACGAAACAAGCACCGACCCGACGACGGGGGCCAUCCAGGAAACCGCGACGAUCGAAUCCCAGGCCGCCAGUCCGUUCGAGAUUUCCUUCAACAUCAAGCCAACCACCUCCUCGUCCCUCCGCAAGCCAGCUCCCGCCAGCAGCAAGACUCGGUCGGCAACAAACAACAGUCCACAAUCACUCGUGCCAGAAGACUAUCUCGUCCGCUUCUACUUGGAUGGGAUCGAUAUAGGUGACUGUGUACUCCCAAGAACGCAUGGUUUUCCUUAUACUGUUGGUGGAGUUUCAGUCGGAGAAGGUCUAUAUCAACCACUUCAAUUUGCCGCGGUUAAUCUAGUCGAUCCAGAUGAACAUCAACCCUCGGACGAUGAUGAUAAGAUUUGUGAGGAUGAGGAUGUGAUCAAGUCACUUGGUACGAUUCGGGUCAAUAUCACAAGAUGUGUUGCCGUCCCCCAAUCAACAGCAUCUUUUGCCGAUCAACCUGAUGAAAUCCGAACUACGAAUCAGAUGAACUUCUCCGAACGUUCUAAAAAAGCUUGUCUUGCUACUACGGCCGGUCUAGCCAAACCAACAAUCGAUCACAAGCCAGCUCCAGCGAUCAUUUGGGAGGCUGAAAAUGCUGAGCCAAAACCGUUCCUCGAAUUUAUUUUUAAAUACAAACCGCAAUCAAUCUUGGAAUCCGAAGGGAUCAUCGCACCCACGGUCCCAGAAGCCGCCGCCAAGGCCGAACCAGAAAACAAACCCAAGAGGGAGGAGAACAAAACCAGCAAAAGAAUCAAGAGUGAGGAUAAAAAACAGAAGAAGAGCGGUCAACAUGAAGAUAAAAAGCCCAAUGUAGUCGAUUUGACUGGCUCUGACUCCGAGGAGCAUCAUGAUAAAAAGUCUAAGAUCAUCGAUCUGACGGGGUCUGACGAGAGUGAUUAA
Puccinia triticina is the source of this 2655-nucleotide messenger RNA. RefSeq lists its product as uncharacterized. The record is from RefSeq and is a predicted model, not a curated record. The transcript has 9 exons. Gene Ontology annotation, biological process: protein phosphorylation. Lineage: Eukaryota; Fungi; Basidiomycota; Pucciniomycetes; Pucciniales; Pucciniaceae. Bases 1 to 2655 code for a protein of 884 amino acids. Gene Ontology annotation, molecular function: ATP binding; protein kinase activity.